Messenger RNA from Mesoplodon densirostris (Blainville's beaked whale), 1675 nucleotides. RefSeq names its product ribosomal protein L9 (gene RPL9). The record is from RefSeq and is a predicted model, not a curated record. The coding region runs from base 60 to 638 and encodes 192 amino acids. The transcript is spliced from 7 exons. Gene Ontology annotation, molecular function: rRNA binding; structural constituent of ribosome. NCBI's taxonomy places the organism in Eukaryota, Metazoa, Chordata, Mammalia, Artiodactyla, Ziphiidae. Gene Ontology annotation, cellular component: ribosome; cytosolic large ribosomal subunit. Gene Ontology annotation, biological process: cytoplasmic translation.
UAGUUUGGUCGAAAACAGGUCCUCUGCGGCCUUCUUACCCCAAGUGUUUGUGUUUCAGAAUGAAGACCAUUCUCAGCAAUCAGACUGUCGACAUUCCAGAAAAUGUCGACAUUACCCUGAAGGGACGCACAGUUAUUGUGAAGGGCCCCAGAGGCACCCUGCGGAGGGACUUCAAUCACAUCAAUGUAGAACUCAGUCUCCUUGGGAAGAAAAAGAAGAGGCUCCGGGUUGACAAAUGGUGGGGGAACAGGAAGGAACUGGCCACUGUUCGCACUAUCUGUAGUCAUGUACAGAACAUGAUCAAGGGUGUAACACUGGGCUUCCGUUACAAGAUGAGGUCUGUGUAUGCUCACUUCCCCAUCAACGUCGUUAUUCAGGAGAAUGGUUCUCUUGUUGAAAUCCGAAAUUUUUUGGGUGAAAAAUACAUCCGCAGGGUUCGGAUGAGGCCAGGUGUUGCUUGUUCAGUAUCUCAAGCCCAGAAAGAUGAGUUGAUUCUUGAAGGAAAUGACAUUGAACUUGUGUCAAAUUCAGCUGCUUUGAUUCAGCAAGCCACAACAGUUAAAAAUAAGGAUAUCAGAAAAUUUUUGGAUGGUAUCUAUGUUUCUGAAAAAGGAACAGUUCAGCAGGCUGAUGAAUAAGAUCUGAGUGAUCCAGUUACAGAAACUGCAAGAGGCCAGGCUCAUAUGUAAUAUUUUAAAAAUGAAUAAAAGCUCUUUUGACUUGGGACUUUUUCUUAAAUUGAUUAUCCUUUCCAACUAUUUGGCCAGUAAGCAGCUAGGUAAAUUCUAGCGUGCUAAGGACAAUAACAGAAGGAAUAGGAGGGGUUUUUUUUAGUAAGACUUAAUGGGAGAAGUGGUUUAAAGGAAUAGCAGGGGUAUUUCAGGCAAGAGGAAUAUGGGUACCAGUGACUGGCGACACUGUGGUGGUUCAUUGUUGGAUGAAGAACUUUGGGAGAUAUCCUGAAGGUAUGUGUAAUUUCGCAGAGGCACGAAUUUGAAUAUUUGUGAGGGCAAGUGCCUGAGUCACAGUAACUUUGUGUGAAAAAGCAGCUGAGAAGUAAUACAGUCUUAGUAAGAAUUAGAAGAUAGAGUUAAUUUAUAUUCAUGAUAAACAUGGUUGCUGUGGCCCAAGGUUCUCUGUUUUAGCAUAAUUUCAGCCAUUUACUCCUAUGUCCUAGUCCUUGAUAUCUAAAAAAAAAACUUAUAACCCUUCCAUAGUCUCUUCAUUCCAUGUGUCAUGCUUUAGAUACACUACCAUACUAGACUAUCUUAACUCAAUAGGAUUGCCUCUAAAUCUCUUCCUUGAUAGAAACUCCAACUUUAUGAUUUCUCAGGCAAAACUUAACAUUCAAGUUUGAUUUCUCUAACAUCCUGUGUGUCUAGUCUGUUAGAAAAAUCUGUGGGCUGUGCCUUCAAAGUAAGGUAUGUUCAGGGACUAAGCAAGGAAAAGUAAAACCCAUUUGGAACAUAAGGAUCUUAGAAGGUCUUCAUUUAGAUAAAUGAAAUUAAUUUUUAUAUUGAGUUAAUCUUUGGUUUGAUAACAAUGGUUAAGUAUUUAAGAAAUGGAUGAAAUUGUAAAUGCAAGUUUUGCUUUGAAAUAUUUUAGAUGAAGUUUGGGGUAGGCAUUGGGGUUCUAGGUCUAGGGUUUCAAUAAAUUGAUAUUUGUUGAAGCUGAA